AAACAAGGUUUGAGUAACUUCCAAGGUCCACAAAGGAAACAAUGGUGGUGAAAUAGUAGCUUUUACAGCCGUUUCUUUAAAAUGUUUCCUUAUUUCAACCUACCUGGAAUUACUGGAUGAUAAAAACAGACCAUAUAUUAAUUAGCUCUAGUAAGGAUGAAUAAUUAAUAGGUCUUGUGCGCGUCAACACAGCCAUCCAACUGUAAUGCAGUAACAACAAUGCUCAGCUGUUGACACCUGUAAAGUGCUACAUAAAGGACAUUCAACCUAAACGGGGGUGAAGUCAUGUGUGGCAGGUCAUUGUGUUAAAAAAACAUCAGCUGUGAUGGAAGAAAACCGAUUCAAUUUGUCAUUCGAUGAGAAAUAAAGUCCAACAACAACAAGUUAUACUUUAGACGCCUGUGUUUGUGACCGGGAGGACAGACUGGCACGUGUGUGGGUGUGUGUGUGUUCGUGCAUGUACGUGCGCGCUCCGUAUUCUUAUUGCUCUCUCUCAUGUGCCCUUUGCACCUUGAAUGCAGCUUUUAAAGGACAAAUGCCUCUUUUCCCAGCGUUCUCUUUUCAAAUCAGCAUGGCUCGGCGUCAAAGGCUCCUCGUUAUUGGAUUAUUGAUUUUUAUUUCAGUGCAAUGGACAUUGUGUGUUUCAGAAGAUGAGCUCCAUGCUGAUUACUGGAACAACAAAGGGAAGCAGGCUCUUCACUCUGCCCUAAAUAUUCAACCUAAUAUCCGCCAGGCCAAGAACCUUAUCCUCUUCCUCGGGGAUGGUAUGGGAGUAACAACAGUGACUGCUGCCCGGAUCCUCAAGGGCCAGAUGGCUGGACACUCUGGGGAGGAGACCAGUCUGGUCAUGGACACCUUUCCUUACCUGGCACUGUCAAAGACUUAUAAUGUUGACCAGCAGAUGCCAGACAGUGCAGGCACAGCCACAGCGUACUUAUGUGGCGUCAAGGCUAACUAUGGCACCCUGGGUGUCACUGCUGCCACUCCAAGAGAAAACUGCAGCGCCAGCUAUGGGAAUGAAGUGAAAUCUAUCCUGUACCGUGCCAAGAAAGCAGGAAAAUCUGUAGGAAUUGUCACAACAACCCGUGUGCAGCACGCCUCUCCUGCAGCAAGCUACGCCCACUCUGCCGAUCGAGAUUGGUACUCUGACUCGGACCUCACCCCUGAGGCUGUUGCGAACGGAUGCCGGGACAUAGCACAUCAGCUGAUCACCAACGUAGAGAUAAAUGUCAUUCUAGGAGGAGGGCGUCAAUAUAUGUAUGGUAGAGAAACUAAGGAUCCAGAGUACCCAGAUGAAAGAGGAGACAGAGUAGAUGGACGAAAUUUGAUUGCAGAGUGGAUUAAAAAUAAAACGAGGGUUAAAUAUGUGUGGAACAAAGCUCAACUUGAUGCUGUCAAUCCAUUGAACACUGACUUCCUGAUGGGUCUGUUUGAGCCCAAAGACUGCCGGUACGAGAUAGAUCGUGAUCGUACCACAGACCCGUCUCUCACUGAGAUGGUGGAGAAAGCUGUUAAAAUUCUUCAAAAAAACCCUAAAGGAUUUUUCCUCUUCGUGGAAGGUGGAAGAAUCGACCAUGGGCACCAUGCAGGGAGAGCCAAAAGAGCUCUUACCGAAACUGUUGAGUUUGACCGUGCAAUUGGACGAGCAGCCGAAAUGACCAGUGAGCUGGACACAAUGACUGUGGUCACCGCUGACCACUCUCAUGUCUUUGCCUUUGGAGGACAUUCUUAUAGAGGAAACCCAGUCAUGGGCAUAUCCCGCUCAAUAGCUAAAGACAAGAAGCGCUUCACUACAGCAGUGUAUGGAAAUGGACCAGGAUACCAGAUAUCAGAAAAUGGAAGCCGCCCAGAUGUGAAUGGUACUAUUUCAUCACAUAAUGAUUACCGUCAGCAAGCUACUGUGCCUCUCAGUUCUGAAACCCAUGGUAUAGAGGAUGUAGCCAUCUUUGCCAAAGGUCCGAUGUCACACCUCUUCCAUGGGGUCCAGGAGCAGAGCUACAUUCCCCAUGCCAUGGCUUUUGCUGCAUGUCUAGAGCCUUAUGAAAACUGCGAACUGCCUGACAACGCAAGAGCCAUCUGUCCAAGUCUGUUGCUCCUCAUGAUGGGCCUCCUUUUUCUCUUUCUGUCAUAAGUCAGUUUGAGAGUCUGAGAUUGUACCCUGUGGAUCAACUGCCUUUGAAAUGAAUUUAAAUUUCAUGGUUGCAUAAUUGAACGGCCCGUAUAAAUAGAUUCAGUUUCUUGAAAAUUAUUUUUGUAAAAAAAAAAACAGUAUUUAUAAAUGUAUAUUUGAAGCCAUCACACACUCCAUUAAAUGUAUUUAUAUGAACAUUUGAAUAUUUUUUAUUAGAACUGAUCCCUAAUUAUUUUUGAAAGUCAUAUUGUAUUCUGGUGAUUAAAAAAAGGAUGGUAAUGUACACAGGAAGUUUCUCUUUCUUUAAGUAUUAAAAAGUGUUCUAAGGCGAGCUUUAUUUCUGGUAGCUAUUUCCGCCUGAAUGUGUAUACAUGACAAAAAUGCACAGUGUACAAAAUAACCUUUAAAUACACAUCUACUAUAAACCAAUGUUUAAGUAGCCAGAACAUUUAAAUUAAUCCAUUGUUUACACACACUCAUGCAAAAAA
Molecule: messenger RNA, 2619 nt
Organism: Cynoglossus semilaevis (tongue sole)
Lineage: Eukaryota; Metazoa; Chordata; Actinopteri; Pleuronectiformes; Cynoglossidae
Gene: alpi.2
Product: alkaline phosphatase, intestinal, tandem duplicate 2
Exons: 11
Coding region: 458-2131 (557 amino acids)
Biological process (GO): dephosphorylation
Cellular component (GO): plasma membrane
Molecular function (GO): alkaline phosphatase activity
Source: RefSeq, a predicted model, not a curated record